UUGAGCAGGAUCCUCUCAGGUUUUUUCAGAUUCUUCUCAGGUUCCUCAGUGAGUGCAUAAAUAGAAAUCUCCUUUAAAAGUUAUAAUUUUUUGCUGGAAAAUCAGUUAGACCAACAACAAGUUUCUGUCAUCAUCAUAAAUCAUCCUGGUUUCCAACCUGAAACUCCUAGGAGGCCUCUGCUAUAGUCUAUCAGGAUGCAGGACUAUGUAGCAAGUCUUGUGGUUUUGAAGAGAGUGGAUGAAUGCUGGUCACUGUGAAUGACUCACAAUACAGGGGGCGCUACACCCACCGGCUCCUGGUGGUGGUGGACCGGAGGCUGCGCACAGAGACACCGACCCCCAGAACCACGCAUCGAUCCCGGAGUGAUGGCGUCGCAACAUCCCGUCCGCAAGAACCAGGCAGCCUCCGGGAGAAGCGCAGUGGUGGAGAGGAGGAAUCUGCUCACCGUGUGCAGGUUCUCUGUUAAGACACUGUUGGACCGUUCCUGUUUCGAGACCAUAGACGACUCAUCUCCAGAGUUUACAAACUUUGUCUCGAUCCUGGAAAAUAUUCUCUGUCACAAAUUCAAAGGUCAGACAACAUGGUUUGGUUAUGAAAGCCCUCGUAGUUUCUGGGAUUACAUUAAAGUGGCUUGUAACAAAGUCCCUCAUAACUGCAUCCGAAGCAUCGAGAGCAUGGAGAACGUGCAGUCCUCCAGAGCAAAGGGCAGAGCUUGGAUCAGAAUAGUCCUAAUGGAAAAAAGACUUGCAGAAUACAUCUCCUCUGCAUUAAGAGACCUCAGAAUCACCAGGAGAUUCUAUGAAGACGGGGCAAUUAUGUUGGGAGAAGAAGCAGCGUUGUUAGCAGACACACUCAUCGGCCUCAACACCAUAGACUUCAGUUUCUGUCUGAAAGGUGAGGCUCUGGAUGGCAGUUGUCCUGCGGUCAUUGAUUACACGCCAUAUUUGAAGUUCGUUCAGAGUGCAGACAGCAUCAGCAGUGACGAGGAGGAGAUGAGGACGAUGGGGAGCAGCGGCAGUGAGAGCAGCACUCCAGACAGAACCGCCACAGCCGCCUCCAUCUUCACUGAACAGAGCUCCUUGUUCAGCAAGUGCAAACGCUUUGAGCAGAAAUACCGCAUGGCCCUUGAGCAAAAGGGUUAUCUGGAGGAGCUGGUGCGGUUGCGAGAGGCCCAGCUGUCUGAAGCCGUGUCCCGGAGCAAAGCCCUGGAACAGAGCCUGACGGACGCACAGCUCAGUCACACAAUGGACAAACAGCAGCUGGAGUACAUCAUACUGGAGCUGCAGGACCAGCUGACGAUACUCAAAAAUAAUGACUUGCGGUCCAGGCGGGAGCUGACGGCCCACCUCACAAACCAGUGGCCCUCUCCUCACGCCCUCGACACAAACGCUGUUGCAUUGGAUACGCUGCUUUAUAAGAAAAGCAUGGGACAGUGGGAAAAGAGUACUUCUCAUAGUUUGAAGAAUUUACUGGAACCACCACAGUUUAAGUGUUUAGAAAGCCAGCCAUCAAGUGCAACUUUAACCCAUUCUGAUACCAGUAAGUGAAGGCAGGGUUUUUUUUUUUGUUUUUUUUUUGCAAUAAAACUGUGUCACUGUCAGCCAGGUAGCAAAUAGAGCUUUUCUAAACAUAGUGUGCGGCUCCAACAAGUUUGCCUUACCUGGUCAUCAGAAGCAACUGGACCACUGAAGAAUACACAGUUCCUUAGCUAAAGCCAUUGAAAUCUGUCUUAAUAUUUAUCAAUUGUACAAGCUUCAGAUUGUGUUAAAUGGUUAAUUUACUGAAUGUUGACAUUUUCAUAUUUUUCUUAUUUAUAUUGAUUGUUGAGUGGACUAUGAAUUAUUGAAUUAUCAUAUUUACCCGCAAAAUUGUUAUGUUUUGUUACUAUUAGUUAAAUUAAGCACCAAUGUUAUCUGUUUAAAGCCCAUUGAGUUAUGUGCCUCAGUGUUUGAUUAAGAAGUAAAUGCAAGCACCUGAAUUAAGCCAUAAUUUAUUCUUGUAAUUCAUAAUAUAGCAGUUAUUAUGGGUUACUAUAAUUAUUACGUAACUUGGCUAAUAUAUUUCUAUGCCAUUUCAAAAGUUUGCAAACAAAUGACGAAAUGUUAUCU
Messenger RNA from Boleophthalmus pectinirostris (great blue-spotted mudskipper), 2109 nucleotides. It is a transcript of the gene rundc3b, whose product is annotated as RUN domain containing 3b. NCBI's taxonomy places the organism in Eukaryota, Metazoa, Chordata, Actinopteri, Gobiiformes, Gobiidae. The coding region runs from base 259 to 1548 and encodes 429 amino acids. The transcript has 12 exons. The record is from RefSeq and is a predicted model, not a curated record.